GGACCUGCAUAAGCAAAAGGAGAACAGUCUGGCAGAGUCUCCUUCAUCUUACGAUACUCAAUACCCCCAGCUCCCAAGAAUGUGUCUAUCCCCAUUUGCUACUGAGUUCAUCCCACUAAAGCCCAACUCUUAUGCAGCUCUAUUUGAUCAGGUUAAUGAGCUGGAAGAUGGCAGACCACUCAUGGUUGAUGAGUUUGUCAAGAUUGAUGAUGGGAACAUGGCUCUUAGUAACAAUGCACUAGAAGACAUCUGGGAAGAAAGAGAGGGACCUAUUCUAUAUACGCAUUCAGAAGGAGAAGACAAGGUCUUCAAUGACAACAUUCUCAAACCUCUUCAAAUAGAUUACUCAAGGAUGUUCAAAACACCUUUCGAAUUGGGGAGAGAAUUCAAGGGUAGGCACAUCUACUCUCCUUCUCAAAUAGUAACUCGAAGUAAAGCAAAGAUUCUGGAAGAAGGAAGAAAGAAAACCCCAAUUGGAUGGGAGGAAAGGUCAGAUGGUUCAGAGUCUAACUUUGCAGAAGACAUUAGGAAUUUUUUCAAGGAAUGUUGUCCAAACAAACCAGAAAAAGCAACCAAGAAACAGUCCACAAAUAAGCCUUUAACCAAGAGCCAAAAGAAAAAAUCUAAAAAGAAGCUUAAGAAGAAAAUGGCAGGAGGGCAAGAAAAGAAUGAAUCCGAUUGAUCUCGAAUGGUUUUUUUUACUCUCAUAUUAGUCUAGUCUCUUUUAUGAUGAGGCCUUUGGCCUUUGGUUUAUUUUUAGCUCUACGGUAGCUUGUAUUCUGCGGGAAUGCAGUAGGAUUUUGUUUGCAGGUUUUAGAGGCUUCUAAAUGGUUACAUGGAUGUUUUUAACAUUUGGGAACUGCCAUUUAUUGGCAUGGGCUUGCUUAGGGUUUGCACAGGAUUGCAGGGAUUAAU
This is a messenger RNA of Cuscuta campestris, 915 nucleotides long. NCBI's taxonomy places the organism in Eukaryota, Viridiplantae, Streptophyta, Magnoliopsida, Solanales, Convolvulaceae. The record is from the annotation of a GenBank genome assembly.